Molecule: messenger RNA, 2193 nt
Organism: Malaclemys terrapin pileata
Lineage: Eukaryota; Metazoa; Chordata; Testudines; Emydidae
Product: sushi, von Willebrand factor type A, EGF and pentraxin domain-containing protein 1-like
Exons: 8
Coding region: 640-1293 (217 amino acids)
Source: RefSeq, a predicted model, not a curated record
AAUGGAUUGAACAGCAUUUCUACUUGUUUCAGCUUGAACAUCAGAAUAACAAAUGGAUGCAACUGUGUUGCUAUAGAAUAUACCUGAGGUGGUUAAAUACUCUACCUAACUUAUUUUUCAAAUGAAGAAGAUUAAAUUGCCAUUCUUUGAGUUAGGCCAGCAGAGUAACUUGGAGGAAAAUCAUUUUUAAUGCAAAUCAUAUUAAAAUGGUAAUGUCCAGCAUGCUAUAAUUCAGGAAUACUGGACCCAAAUCCUAUCCCUAAUUCUGAAAAUCAUAGAAUAAAUUAGCCUUGUGAUCCCUUGGUUGUUAUAUUGGGAUUAAUAUAUAUAUAUAUACACUACAAAAUGCUGACCUCACAACACAUUAACUUGUGACAGCCAGAUGUACAAUCCUUGAAUUAUGGAAAAGACAAGAACCCCAGGUAGUCCAAACAUUAUUUGUGAUAAUUGACAAAUGACUUGAGAAUGGGAGUCCUUAUCUUUUAUCAAGUGCCAAGUUAUCUUUUCUAGAAGUCAAGGGAAGAGAUCACUGAAACCUUAGUAAGAGAUCAAAAAUAUUUCAUUGCUUGUUUUAACGAUAAUCAGAAAAAGUCUCCUGAGAUCUACACAGCUCAUGUAGAGGGACAUGGAGCUACAGCUAUGAAAAUUAAGCGGCCAAAGAAAUCAAAACAACCAGAUACGAUUCCUCCAACCAUAACAAAUUGCCCAUGGGACAUUACCAUAACCACCGAGACUGAUCCAGUACAGGUCAGCUGGGAACAACCUGAAAUUAGCGACAACAGUGGGGUGUUUACCUCAAUAGCUUCAAUAUCCAGUGGCUCCUGUUUCCGGUAUGGAUCUCAUCAAGUGCAAUACACCGCCCAUGAUGAAGCAGGAAAUGAAGCCUCCUGCCAGUUUAAAGUUACCAUCCAAAAGCCAGAUCUUUCGUGCACUGCCCAACCUCCCACUGAUGGGUCUUGUGGGAUGUUAUCUUAUCCUGGCAGUGGAAUGAACAAAUGGCAGUUUUGUGUACCAUUCUGCAUGAAGAGCACUGGUUUCCAUCGGAGAGCAUGGUCAGUGUUUUUCUGCCAGCCUUCUCAGUCUGGGACAAGUUGGUUUCAUUUGGAUGAAGCCUGGCAAAUGACAAAGGCUCACAGGCCAGAGACUUGCACAGUCAGGCGUCGUACAGGGUCCAGAAAAGGAGAUUCACUACAGUACUAUGAGGGUGACUGCAAUGAACAGGCCGUGAAAAAACACAUCCUAGCAACUGUGGAACACAUUGUAGCCAAAGAUCCCUCUGUUGUUUCUCAGUGAACCAGGCACCCAAACACCUGUGGCAAUUUCAGAAUUUCAGAUCUUUCUUUUCACUGUGGGUCUGGAAACAACCAAAGAGAUACUGAACCACCUGUAGUGAUCUCCUGUCCUCAGAACAUUGAGAUAGAAACCAAAAAAGGAAACCCCUACUGGAAUGACUUGCCUGAAUUGUCUUGGAAGGAGCCUGUGUUUGAAGACAACUCCAGGGGUCCACUGACAAUCACAAAAGGAGGGUCCAAUGUUAAUAACGGAGACAAACUGGCAUAUGGCCAAUAUUCAGUGGAAUAUAUAGCAACAGAUCUUUCAGGAAACCAAGCCAAAUGUUCCUUUGAGAUCUCCGUGAAAUCAAUUGCAUGCACAAUGGAAUUGCCGGAGCAUGGGGCUAUAGUCUGUGGCUAUCCUUCGGUGGACGGCAUGGACCUCAUGACCAUUGACUGUAUUGUACUGUGUCAAAGCAAAUACCAGUUUAGCAGGGAUCCAUAUCCAAUAUAUGCAUGCUCAGAGGAGGGACUUUGGUGGACCUUCACAAGCACAUUCACGCCUAUUGGCCCAAAUUUGCCAAGUUUAAACCAUAAGUGCCAAGAACCAGAUAUCCAUAAAAAGCCAAAAGUUGUUGAUCCGAAUUUUUACUUUGAUGGUGACUGCCAUGACAGAGCAGUGCAAGUCAUGCUGCUAGGACACUUGGAAUAUUUUCAGAGGAAAACUUCAGCAUAUCAGUACUGCGAAUUAAACAGAGAGUUCUGCAGAAAGUGGAAUGGUUACCGCAAUGUAACGGUGUUCUGUGGAAGCACGUGAGAUGGAAUGACUGUAUUGUUUGUUAUGGGUUUUUUUAGAAUGUAUUUGCAUGCGUGUGUGAGAACUACAUAUUAUCCAAGUAUUCAGACUGUUCCUUGAAAGCAG